GCACACAGGCCUGUUGUCUGAUGUUUCCGUCGUUUCUCUGAAACUAUGCCCCCCCCACCCCUCGGUUUCUCCAAACUGCCUCUGUUUGUUUGUCUGAAGGCGUGGUGUCACGGGAGCCAUUGAGUGGGCGGCGCGGCGCACGGCCAUGAGGAGAGGCUUCGGUAAAACAGAUUGGAGUGUGUGUGUAGGUGGGGUUAAUGAGGACCGUGGACUUUGUGGGCUGUUUGAAACGGCGGUGUCUGUGAAGCGGGCAGGUGCUGAGGGGGCCGCGGGCUUGCAUGACUCGCUGUGUGCGUGUUUCCAAGUGAGACGGCGAAAACUGCAAAAAAAAAUAAAAUAAUGAAAGGGGUUAGAAAAACAAGUGUAACAACAAGGAUGGGAGAGGUGUGCGCCUCGACCUGAGCCAGUUCAUUCGGAGCAGCAGCGCCGGUCGCCGUGGAGAUGGACAUGAAGGAGCGGCGGCACCGCUCCCUGACCCGGGGACGCAGCAGGAAGGAUUUCCCCCACGCCACGGCUUCCCCAGAGCCCGAGGAGUGUCGCGUCGCCACACAGGCGUCGUACAGCUCCAGCGAAACGCUCAAGGCCUACGACACACACCUGCGCUACGGGGGCUGUGUGGCGGAGCUGGUUCACCGCGAACAUGAGGAGUACGUUCGUCAAGGGAGCUUCACGCUGGCGGAGCUGGGAGUGAGCGACCAGCCCACCCAGACCCAGGCCGCCUAUCAGCCCCCCCGCUCUGAGCUGGGCCUACUGCAGCGGGGCUACUCCCUCAGCGCCGGCUCUGACUCCGACCCCGAGGGGGUCAUGUCCCCGGAACGCGCCGUCCAGCUGUGGGGCGGGUCCCGUCGCAGCUCCGGCCUCUCCAGCCGGGAGAACUCGGCCCUCACGCUCACCGACUCGGACAACGAACACAAGUCUGACGAUGAGUCAGCAUGCCUUGGCUACGAGGAUGCAGAGGAGCUGUUCAGUCACGGCCGUUUCGGUCGCCCCCUACCUCCCACACCUUCGUCCAGCCUGCUACCCCCUGCCCCACCUCCACCCUCCGGCCCUCCCAAUCCCGCCCCCCAGGCCAUCAGGGAGUGUCAAGUGCCCCUGUUGGACAGCGGCUCCCCGCACGUCAUGCUGGACCCCCCUCCCGACGACGAGUUCUCCCCCAAUUCCUAUCUGCUGCGGGCCUGCGCCCCCCCACCCCAGGCCCCCACUGCGGGUCCUCCCAACAGUCACCACAGCCAGUCCCUGCGGCCCCCGCUCCCUCCACCCCACCACCAGUCAUCGGCCAACUCCCUGAGCCGCAACACCCUGGCCGGACGGCGCGGCGCGGCCCACGCCCCCUCGGCGGCCCCCGGGGAGGCGCCCUGCACAGCGGAGUCGGUCCAGCUACAGGACAGCUGGGCGCUGAACAGCAGCGUUCCCCUGGAGACCAGACACUUCCUCUUCAAAACCCCAUCUGGGACCACGCCCCUGUUCAGCAGCUCCUCCCCAGGGUACCCUCUGACCUCUGGGACCGUCUACUCUCCCCCGCCACGGCUGCUACCCAGAAACACCUUCUCCAGGAGCUCCUUCAAGCUGAAGAAACCCUCUAAGUACUGCAGCUGGAAAUGUGCUGCCGUGUCAGCCAUCGCUGCUGCCGUCCUGCUCGCUGUGCUGCUUUCCUACUUCAUAACUCUGAACCUGCUGGGGCUCAACUGGCAGCUGAAGCCGGCUGAUGGUCACCUCAUCAACAACGGCCUUAGCACCGGGCUGCCCGGCAACGGCGACGUGGCAACAGUGCCCUCCGGAGGCAGAGGGCCGUGGCUGUACAGGAACAGCAGUAUUAGUACAGGAGAGCUGGAGGUCGGUCGACGGGUGAGCCAGGACGUCCCCCCGGGAGUGUUCUGGCGCUCCCUGCUGCACCUCCGUCAACCCCAGUUCCUCAAGUUCAACAUCUCCUUGGGCAAAGACGCCCUCUUUGGGGUGUACAUCCGUAAGGGCCUGCCCCCCUCCCAUGCCCAGUAUGACUACAUGGAGCGCCUGGACGGCAAGGAGAAAUGGAGCGUGGUGGAGUCAGCCCGGGAGCGCCGCAGCAUCCACACGGUGGUUCUGAACGAGGCCAUCUUCGUCCAGUACCUGGACCCCGGCACCUGGCACCUGGCCUUCUACAACGACGGCAAGGGGAAGGAGCCGGUGUCCUUCAGCACCGCGGCUCUAGAUUCUAUACAAGAAUGCCCGCAGAAUUGCCAUGGAAAUGGAGAGUGCAUGUCGGGCGUGUGUCACUGUUUCCCAGGAUUCCAUGGGAUGGAUUGUGCCAAAGCGGCCUGCCCGGUCCUGUGCAGCGGUAACGGCCAGUACGACAAGGGCUCGUGCAUCUGCUACAACGGUUGGAAGGGCGCUGAGUGCGACGUCUCGGUGGGCCAGUGCCUCGUCCCAGACUGCAACGGGCACGGCACCUGUACAGAAGGGGCGUGCACAUGCUCCACAGGUUACCGCGGCGACACCUGCGAGGAAGUGGACUGUCUGGAUCCGCGCUGCUCGGGCCACGGCACCUGUGUUAGCGGGCAGUGCCACUGUAAACCAGGUUGGGCUGGUCCGCUCUGUGAGCAUCCCCGGGCCCAGUGCCCAGACCAGUGCCAUGGACAUGGGGCCUUCAUAGCCGACACGGGCGUCUGUAGCUGCGACCCGAACUGGAUGGGACCGGACUGCUCCACGGAGGUCUGUUCAUCGGACUGCGGUGCCCAUGGCGUGUGCGUCGGCGGAGUGUGUCGCUGCGAGGAUGGUUGGACCGGCGCUGGAUGUGACCAGCGCGUCUGCAACCCACUGUGUGUGAAGCAUGGCACCUGCCGGGAUGGGAAGUGUCAGUGCCAACAGGGCUGGAACGGAGAGCACUGCACCAUGGAUGGGUGUCCAGGCCUGUGUAACGGGAACGGUCAGUGUACCCUGGGACAGAACAGUUGGCACUGUGAAUGUCUCACAGGCUGGAGAGGACCCGGCUGCAGCGUCGCCAUGGAGAUCUCUUGUGCCGACAACAAGGACAACGAAGGAGACGGUCUGACAGACUGCAUGGAUCCUGACUGCUGCACCCAGAGCCUGUGCCUGAACGAUCCCCUGUGCCUGGGAGCGAGGGACCCACUGCAGAUCAUCCAGCAGAGCCAAUCACCUUCCCAGAAGGUCAGGUCAUUCUACGACAGGGUCCGCCUACUGGUGGGGAGGGACGGAACCCACAUCAUCCCGGGAAACAACCCUUUCAACUCAAGCCUAGCGGCGCUGAUCAGAGGCCUGGUUCUGACCACGGACGGAACUCCCCUGGUUGGGGUUAACGUGACGUUUGUCAGGCACCCUCAGUAUGGCUACACUCUGACUCGACAGGACGGCACGUUUGACCUGGUGGCCAACGGGGGCUCGUCCCUGACCCUGCACUUCGAACGAGCCCCGUUCCUGAGCCAGGAGCGCACGGUGUGGCUCCCGUGGAACCGGUUCUACGCCAUGGACACCCUGGUUCUCAAGACGGAGGAGAACACCAUCCCGGCCUGUGACCUGAGCGGCUACGUCCACCCGGACCCGCUGGUGGUGGCCUCGCCCCUCUCCUCCUUCUUCAGCUCGCGGUCUGCGGACAGGCACAUCAUCCCUGAGACUCAGGUGGUCCAUGAGCAGCUGGAGAUCCCAGGGACCAGUCUGAAGCUGUGCUAUCUAAGCUCCCGUGCCUCGGGGUACCGAGCUCUGCUGAAGGUCAUUAUGACCCAGGCCCAGGUGCCCCUCUCUCUGGCUAAGGUGCACCUGAUGGUUGCCGUGGAGGGCCACCUCUUCCAGAAGUGGUUCCACGCCUCUCCGAACCUCGCCUACUCCUACAUCUGGGACAAGACAGACGCCUACAGACAGAGGGUCUACGGACUGACUGAGGCCGUGGUGUCUGUGGGCUUUGAGUAUGAGACGUGUCCCAGUCAGAUACUGUGGGAGAAGAGGUCCGCUGUGCUACAGGGCUAUGAGCUGCUUCCAUCCAGCCUGGGGGGCUGGUCGCUGGACAAACACCACACCCUCAACAUCCCCAGUGGAAUCCUGCACAAAGGCAGCGGGGAGAACGUGUUCGUGUCGGAGCAGCAGCCCCCGGUCAUCACCAGCGUCAUGGGCAACGGGCGAAGACGCAGCAUCUCCUGCCCCAGCUGCAGUGGCCUGGCGGAGGGAAACAAGCUGCUGGCGCCCGUGGCGCUGGCCUGCGGCGGAGACGGCAGCCUCUACGUGGGGGACCUCAACUUCGUCCGCCGGGUGUACCCCACCCUGAACACCACGGCCGUGCUGGAGCUCAGAAAUAAGGACUUGAGGCAUGGGAACAACCCAACUCAUAAGUACUACUUGGCAGUGGACCCAAUGUCUGGGGAGCUUUUUCUGUCAGACACCAACACUCGACAGAUCUACCGGGUGCGCUCACUGACCGGCGGACGGCAGUUGCUGGACAACGUCCGGGUGGUGGUUGGGACGGGCGAGCAGUGCGUUCCCUUCGAUGAGGCCCGCUGUGGGGAUGGCGGCAAGGCCGUUGAGGCCACACUCAUGGGUCCUCGGGGGAUUGCCGUGGAUAAAAAUGGGCUGAUGUACUUCGUGGACGCCACCAUGAUCCGUAAGGUGGACCAGAAUGGCAUCAUCUCCACCCUGAUUAAGACCAACGACCUCACAGCAGUCCGUCCACUCAGCUGUGACUCCAGCAUGGACGUCAGUCAGGUGCGUCUGGAGUGGCCCACUGACCUGGCGGUGAACCCCACAGACAACUCCCUGUACGUCCUGGAGAACAACGUGGUCCUGCGCAUCACUGAGAACCACCAGGUCAGCAUCAUCGCCGGGAGGCCCAUGCACUGCCAGGUCCCGGGCAUCGACUACUCCCUGAGCAAGCUGGCCAUCCACUCGGCCCUGGAGAGCGCCACGGCCAUCGCCAUAUCCCACAGCGGCGUGCUCUACAUUGCCGAGACAGACGAGAAGAAGAUCAACCGCGUGCGGCACGUCGCUGCCUCCGGGGAGAUCUCCCUGCUCGCCGGCGCCACGUCCGAGUGCGACUGCAAGAACGACGUCAACUGCCAGUGCUUCUUUGGCGACGACGGCUACGCCACGGACGCGGGCCUCAACGCGCCCUCCUCGCUCGCCGUGUCACCCGACGGCACGCUGUUCAUCGCUGACCUCAACAACAUCCGGGUGCGGGCGGUGCGCCGCAACAGGCCCACGGCCACGCCCCUGGGGCUGUACGAGGUGGGGUCGCCACAGCAGCAGGAACUCUACGUGUUCGGCAGGGACGGCCUCCACCGGCAGACGCUCAGCCUCAUCACCGGAGAGCCCCUGUACAACUUCACCUACGGGCCGGACGGCGAGCUGGCGUCCGUGGCCGACAACUGCAACAACACGCUGCGGGUGAGGCGGGACAGCUCCGGCCAGCUGAGGCUGGUUCUGCUGCCGGAGAACCAGGUGGUCACCCUGGGCCUGGACCCGGCCGGAGGCCUGCGCGCCGUGUCCGCCCUCAACCAGGAGGUGGCGCUAAUGACAUACGCCGCCUAUACAGGCCUGCUGGCCUCCAAGUCCGAUGAGACUGGAUGGACCAGCUUUUAUGAGUAUGACAGCGAGGGGCGUCUGACCAAUGUCACGUACCCCACUGGAGCUGUGACCAGCCUGCACCGAGACGUGGGGCAGUCCAUCCACAUCGACAUGGAGAGCUCCAACCGGGACGACGACGUCACCGUCAUCACGAACCUGUCCUCCGUAGAGGCGUCCUACACCGUGGUGCAAGACCAAGUGCGGAACAACUACCAGUUCUGUUACAACGGCACUCUGCGGGUGUCGUACGCCAACGGCAUGGGCCUGAGCUUCCACACGGAACCCCACCUCCUGGCCGGCUCAGUCAGCCCCACCAUUGGUCGACGCAACAUCACUCUGCCCACUGACAGCGGGCUGAACUCCAUUGAGUGGAGGAUGAGGAAGGAAGUGAUCAAGAGCAAAGUGACCGUGUAUGGCAGGAAGCUGAGGGCCCACGGCAGGAACCUGCUCUCCAUUGACUUUGACCGCAACACCCGCACCGAGAAGAUCUACGACGACCACCGGAAGUUCACGCUGAGGAUCAUGUACGACCAGCAGGGCCGGCCGGCCACGUGGCUGCCCAGCAGCAGUCUGGCCGUGGUCAACGUGUCCUACGCACCCAGCGGGCGCCUGGUCGGCCUGCAGAGAGGCAGCAUGAGUCAGAGGAGCGAGUUCGACAGCUUCGGACGCAUCCUCUCGCGCACCUUUGUGGACGGGAAGGUGUGGAGCUUCAGCUACCUGGACAAGUCCAUGGUGCUGCUCCUCCAGCAGAGUCAGCGGCAGUAUGUGUUUGAGUUUGACACCUCGGGCCGCGUCACCUCCGUCACCAUGCCCAGCAUGGCCCGUCACACCAUGUCCACCCACGUGUCCGUCGGCUACAUCCGAAACAUCUACAACCCCCCCGAGAGCAACGCCACCAUCAUCCACGACUUCAGCGAGGACGGACGACCGCGCGCUAUCUUCUACCUGGGCACGGGCCGGCGGGUGGUCUACAAGUACGGCAAGCUGGCCAAGCUGUCUGAGAUUCUGUACGACGGCACGGCCGUGACCUUCGGCUACGACGAGACAGCCGGAGUCUUGAAGAUGGUCAACCUGCAGAGUGGGGGAUUCUCCUGUACCAUCCGCUACCGUAAGGUGGGCCCCCUGGUGGACAAACAGAUGUACCGUUUCUCAGAGGAGGGCAUGGUCAACGCCCGCUUUGACUACACCUACCACGACAACAGCUUCCGCGUGGCCAGCGUCAAGCCUGUGAUCGGUGAGACUCCUCUGCCUGUAGAACUCUACCGCUAUGACGAGAUCUCCGGCAAGGUGGAGCACUUUGGCAAGUUCGGCAUCAUCUACUACGACAUCAACCAGAUCAUCACCACGGCCGUGAUGACCCUCAGCAAGCACUUCGAUGCCCACGGCCGCAUCAAAGAGGUCCAGUACGAGAUCUUCCGGUCCCUGAUGUACUGGAUGACGGUGCAGUAUGACAGCAUGGGCCGGGUCAUCAAGAGGGAGCUGAAGAUCGGGCCGUACGCCAACACCACGCAGUACCGCUACGAGUACGACGGCGACGGCCAGCUCAUCGGGGUCAAGGUCAACGACUGGUCCGCGUGGCGCUACAGCUACGACCUGAACGGCAACCUGCACCUACUGAACCCGGGGAACAGCGCCCGUCUGCUACCGCUGCGCUACGACCUGCGGGACCGCAUCACCCGCCUCGGGGACAUGCAGUACCGCGUGGACGAGGACGGGGUCCUGAGCCAGCGCGGCAGCGACGUGUUCCAGUACAACUCCAACGGACAGCUGGAGCUGGCCUACAGCCGUCUGCCCGGGGGUUGGAGCGUCCGCUACCGCUACGACGGUCUGGGGCGCCGCGUCUCCAGGAAGACCAACGACGGGCAGCACCUGCAGUUCUUCUACGCCGACCUCAACUACCCAGGCAGGAUUAGCCACAUGUACAACCACUCGGCGGGGGAGAUCACCUCCUUCGACUACGAUCUGCAGGGCCAUCUGUUUGCCAUGGAGGUGAGUGGCGGAGAGGAGUUCUACAUCGCCUCGGACAACACGGGAACGCCGCUCGCUGUCUUCAGCAGCAACGGACAGAUGGUCAAGCAGCUCCAGUACACGGCCUACGGGGAGGUGUACCACGACUCCAACCCCGACUUCAACAUGGUGGUGGGUUUCCACGGCGGGCUUUACGACCCCCUAACCAAGCUGGUUCACUUUGCCCAGAGGGACUACGAUGUACUGGCUGGCAGGUGGACUGCACCGGACCAUAAACUCCUGCCUAAGGUUGGCAGGGAACCAGCCCCGUUCAAUUUGUACAUGUUCAAAAACAACAACCCCCUUAGUGACAUGAUAGACGUCAAGAGCUAUGUGACAGAUGUGAAGAGCUGGUUGGUGAUGUUUGGAUUCCAGCUCAGUAACAUCAUACCCGGCUUCCCCAGGCAGACCAUGUAUUUUGUAGAGCCGCCUUACGAACUGCUGGCGAGCCAGGACUGUGAGACCGCUCAGCUGAUAACCGGCGUGCAGCAGGCAGCAGAGCGCCACAACCAGGCCUUCAUGGCUCUGGAAGGGAAGCAGCUCAACAAGGGGCAGUGGGCCAAACGGGAAAAGCCUGGCUACUGGUUUGGCACCAGUGUGCCCAUUGUUGGCCGCGGGAUGAUGCUGGCCAUCAAGGAGGGCCAUGUGGUGACCGGCGUGUCGGGCCUGGCCAGCGAGGACAGCCGCAAGGUGGCCCAGGUCUUGAACAACGCCGUGUACCUGGAGGGAACCCACUACACCAUCGACGGCAGGGACUGCCACUUCUUUGUGAAGCUGGGCCUCGGUGACAGUGACCUGCUGUCUCUGGGCCUGAGCAGCGGGAGGAGAGCCCUGGAGGGCGGCGUCAACGUGACGGUCAGCGGACGGUCCCGCCGGGGCCUCACCAUCGAGAUCCACACGGCGGCUCUGUCCCUGAGCGUGCGCUACGGCCUGACGGCGGACACGCUUGAGAAGGAGCGGAGUCGCCUCCUGGAGCAGGCACACCAGAGAGCCCUGUCGGGUGCCUGGACGAAGGAGCAGCAGCGUCUGAGGGAGAGCAGAGAGGGGGGGAGCCAGUGGGCUGAGGGGGAGAGGCAGCAGCUCCUGGCGACAGGGAAGGUGCCGGGCUACGAUGGCUACUAUGUGCUGCCGGUGGAGCAGUACCCGGAACUGGCGGACAGCAGCAACAACAUCCAGUUCCUCAGACAGAGUGAGAUGGGAAGGAGGUAACAGCACAACAAAGCCCCUCUGACACUUCAUCUCCUGGGGAGAGUAGACGUGGGGUAUACCUGCUGACGUUUCAGAGGACUCGGCCUACACAGACGGAUGCUUUGAGGACAGCAAAAACCAGUGCCUGUGUUUGUUCGAUGAUUUAGAAAAGCACUCCUAACUACUGAUGAUGUGAACUGUACCAACUUUUUUUGUAUGAGGUAAAUGGACAUUUGGAUAAAUGGUGAAUAUUUUUUCAAAUUUUUUGGGGGGGAGGGAGGGAUUGGUAUUGAUGCCAAUGAGAACAAGGUUAUCUGCCAUUCCGACAAGUUAUCAGAUGUUACCUACCUGCCCCGGGCACAGACAAUGACGAACCCAGUCGAGGCUUCAGUUUCCAAUGGCUAAACUACUCAAACUGAAUCAAGCCAGUAUCUGGAGAGCGUAGAGCCAUCACUCGCCAACACGGUCAUGAUAAUGAGCAACGCUGACCCUGAAUUGUUCUUCAUUCAAGUACAUAGUAAAAUAUGGUAUCAUUUAACGAAGAUUGAGAAUGUGACGUGUGUAGAUUUGUAUGUUCCUGUGCAGUAGACAUUAACUUGGACACUCCUGUAGACUUAUCCAAGUCUGGAAACUCCCUUUCACCAUAGUGAAAUUUCAAGAAAAAUGCAAAUGGAUUCAAGGAUUUCAGGCUAUUUAUUUUAAUUAGGUUUUUUUUCUUGCUCUUUUUUCGUUUUGCACUAUACGACAAUCACAACAGAUUUGUAUUGAGGAUGACAUGCAUACGACUUGUUUUUCUUUUUGUAAAAUAUGAAAGUAUUGUCAUUUUUUUAUGUAUUAAAAUUUGCAGCCCAAAAAAACAUCACAGAUGAAAUAUGAUGUAUGUCGUGUUUUGACAUUGGUUAUAUCAAGUCUUUACAGCUGUGAGGCCUGUUUCCCUACACAGUACCAAGUAAAAACUGUACAUUCAAUUCAACCGGGAACAAUCCACUUCAUGAAAGUUGUCUAAUUUGUACAUUUCUCAAAAGGAGUGGCUUUACUGUUGUUCUGUGAAAAACCGUGAAAGGGAUGUUUUGUUACUGAUCUUAUAGUUGAUUGCCAAAUCUCAAACAUCCCCUUUUAAUACUAGAGCUUUGAAUUCCUUUUUUCCCUCUGUAACCACCAGUAGCCUAUCUGUAAAAAUCUAUUUUCACUGUGAGGAAUCACAGCAUGUAUGUUCAUAUGUACAUGAAUAUGAAUCAUGAAACAUUCUUUACACUAGGACCAGGAUUAUGUGGGAAGUUGAUCAGAAUAAACUUUUUUUUUUUUUCAUGUGG
This is a messenger RNA of Esox lucius (northern pike), 10052 nucleotides long. It is a transcript of the gene tenm2b, whose product is annotated as teneurin-2. NCBI's taxonomy places the organism in Eukaryota, Metazoa, Chordata, Actinopteri, Esociformes, Esocidae. Gene Ontology annotation, cellular component: membrane; neuron projection. The transcript is spliced from 31 exons. Bases 442 to 8760 code for a protein of 2772 amino acids. Gene Ontology annotation, molecular function: cell adhesion molecule binding; protein homodimerization activity; protein heterodimerization activity. The record is from RefSeq and is a predicted model, not a curated record. Gene Ontology annotation, biological process: heterophilic cell-cell adhesion; neuron development; signal transduction.